Messenger RNA from Colletotrichum abscissum, 288 nucleotides. RefSeq lists its product as uncharacterized. Bases 1 to 288 code for a protein of 95 amino acids. Lineage: Eukaryota; Fungi; Ascomycota; Sordariomycetes; Glomerellales; Glomerellaceae. The transcript is spliced from 2 exons. The record is from RefSeq and is a predicted model, not a curated record.
AUGGUCUGGAGAUGCGUGGUUUCUUUGGGUAUCAAUGUUCUGGACUUGGUGAUAUUUUGUGGCCCUGUUCACGCAACUACCCUGAAUACUGUCGUACUCAGUCUGGACUCUGCGUACAUAGUGUGUUCCUACUUUGAGAUGAAGAAGGGAAAGAUGGACGUCAUUCGCCGAGUCAUGAACCAACCUAGAAUAGUAUCUAAGCGCUCUUUCGGGGCGAUGACACAAGUGAUGAGCGGCGAAGUGGCCUCUUUGGAGUUUGCCUCUGUUUUCUUUCAAUGUCCCAAUUAG